AUGGACAACUCGAUGUCACAGAAAGCUGUGCCUAGCAAUGAGCGUGCCACCGAGGGAACAACCGCUCAUUCUGGCGUCAACGAAUCUGUGAAGAGCACCGCCUUUGGGUCUCUGGGAUGGCUUCUCAACGGCCUUUCAAACCCCAAGGAGCUCCCAGUGCCCGUCGCGGAGCGUCUUCGCCAGACAAUCACCGAGUCGGACCCGACCAUCGAAGGCGUCACCAUCGAACGACUCAUUCUAAUUCGCAAGGCUCUGGUCGAGAGUAAGACUGCAGUAGACUCCAAGUCUUCCUUUGUCUUCUUGGAUGUGGCAAUUUGUGAGCUUGUGGAGAACAAGGACGAGACUCCCGAAUGCCUCCUCGGGCGCGCCGUCAGAAUUUUCAAAGACCUUCUCGAUGGAAACACUGUGGAUUGCAAGAGUAUCGCAGAGGGCCAAGUUGACCUUGCAGCAUUCCGUGCGCAGUUCAGACAUGCGAACAAUGAAAUCAUUCGGGCUUGCAAGGAGUAUCACGCCGCGGUCGAUGCAGGAGUGGAUAAAAAGGAAGCGAUGAUUGUGUAUGUCUCAAAGGCGUUUGAUCGGAUUGGAAUGGCUACUUUGCAUUUGCUUCGGGAUGAGGCGAAGGGUUUCUAUCCCAAGGACGAGGCUGCCAAGUUCGAAAGAUCCAUCGCUUCGUUGGACAACUUUCAGGAGAUGAUUGAAGAUCUCCAGAUUCUCAACGAUGGUUACAACUAUGAUGGCGAGGAGCCCGGAUGGGUGAAAGUCUAG
Aspergillus aculeatus ATCC 16872 is the source of this 765-nucleotide messenger RNA. RefSeq lists its product as uncharacterized. The transcript has a single exon. The record is from RefSeq and is a predicted model, not a curated record. Bases 1 to 765 code for a protein of 254 amino acids. NCBI's taxonomy places the organism in Eukaryota, Fungi, Ascomycota, Eurotiomycetes, Eurotiales, Aspergillaceae.